AUGGCUUCAGAUGCAGAGACCUUCGUCCAGUACCCGAUACACCUUGACCCAACUUCCAAAGCGCUCUCCGACCCCACAUCAUCGUCAGCAGAACUUGAAGCAGAACUCGAAGCCAUAAACCAAACACACCGUGCUCUCCUCAACCUGGAACCUCCAAAUAUUCCUCCUCCACCUCGGCCCGUAAAUCCUAAACGGAGCGCACAGAUAGGAAAACUCCGCGAUACAGCCAACACCGCCUAUCGGAAGGCCAGCUUUGGGGAGGCUGCUAAGCUAUAUACUCUUGCUAUUGAUAUGGCGCUUGCACGACCGUCCUGGGAACCUGUAGGACUAGUGCGUGAAGAGCUGUCUGCACUCUAUGCAAACAGAGCACAGGCCUAUAUGCAACAGCAACUAUGGGCUGAGGCAUGGGUUGAUGCUCAGCUUAGCAUAGAAUGUAAUGAACAAGGGAAUGGCAAAGCUUGGUGGCGUGGUGGUAAGUGUCUGGUAGAAAUGGGGAGGUGGGCCGAAGCUCAGAGGUGGAUUUCAAAGGCUCUAGAAAUCGAGGGUGAGGGUGACUUUUCCAAGGAGUUGAGUGCGUUGAUGGUCGAUAUUCACACGGGGCUUGAAAAGAAGCUUUAG
Molecule: messenger RNA, 618 nt
Organism: Microsporum canis CBS 113480
Lineage: Eukaryota; Fungi; Ascomycota; Eurotiomycetes; Onygenales; Arthrodermataceae
Product: translocation protein sec72
Exons: 1
Coding region: 1-618 (205 amino acids)
Molecular function (GO): protein binding
Source: RefSeq, a predicted model, not a curated record